CCGCUUUGUUCUCUUUCAUUCUGCGACCGUCUCAUGAUCUCGCCGCGGUGUGUCUUCGGAGACGGAACUGGGGGGCCACUCCGCUCUGCCGAAGGGCACACACAUGGGCUCAUUGCCUCUUCUCACCCCCCGAGCGUGGGACUUUCCCUUCUUUCUUCCUCCCGUGUCCUCCUCAACAAGAACGACAGCAAUGGACUCGCGCAAAGAGACUGAGUGCAUCAACUCGCCCAUGGAGGAGAUCAACAAGCAGGCCAGCUCGGUGCGGCCGAUGCUUGUCUUUGGCACAGUCCCUUGCGAUUGGCGCGACCCCGCGUCGUGCCCAACGCCAAUCCCCUCGCCCUCGCAGGCGCUCCCCGAACCCUGUGCUCCCACGUCUACGCCAGUCCGUGAUCCUGGUGCGCCGGCCCUGAGGAUCUCCCUGGAGCUGGGUCCUACUGCCGCGUUGCCGAGUGAGAUCACGGCGCGUGGUCCUCGUGCGCCAGUCUCGAGUGGGUCUCUUCACUACUCUGGUCUCGGCCGCUCUCUGCUCUCUUGAGGACCUCGUGGUUGUGCUGACGCUCGGCAAACCUCAAAGGCUUAUUGGGGAGGCCAGUGGACACGUUGCGGAUCCGUGUGGCGGCCUGGCUGGACUCGCUCGACCCGUCGCUGAGGCGUGAGGUCAACGUGUCGAUGAAGUCUGCGAGCGUGUCGACGAGGCCUUCAGACGUGGCGAUGAGGCGCCAGGACCUGUCGCUGAGGCCCAACGUCACCG
Molecule: messenger RNA, 751 nt
Organism: Acaromyces ingoldii
Lineage: Eukaryota; Fungi; Basidiomycota; Exobasidiomycetes; Exobasidiales; Cryptobasidiaceae
Exons: 3
Coding region: 104-535 (143 amino acids)
Source: RefSeq, a predicted model, not a curated record